AUGGAAAUUUUGAAUCGAACCGAGAUCAAUGAUUUUGCAACUUGGAGUUUAGAGGAAGGAAUCAUUAAAGUGGUUCCGAAAUCUCUUUACGACAGAAGAUAUAAUUUGCAGGGUUUGAUCAUGAAGGCUGUUAUAGUUCAGGAUUCACCGUUCAUAAAUGUAAAGGACGACGACAAAUUGGAUGGCGUAUUCGGUAAAAUAUUCAGAGAAUUAUGUGCGACUCUCAAUUUUAGUUUCGACAUAGUCUCCGAAGUAGAAGAGUACGGAAGUUGGAAUCCUAAAGAAAAAACUUGGUCCGGAGCAAUGGGAGAAUUACAUGCUGGUCGUGCUGACAUUUCUAUUUCAGAUUUUUCUAUGACCAGUGCCAGAUUAAACGUCGUCGACUUCACGUUUCCACUUUUGAUCUCAAGAAACAGACUAUAUAUCCAAGAACCACGGGCAUUCGCGAUUGGAUGGUCGUCUUAUUUUCUAGCUUUCUCUCGUUCGGUUUGGAUAGCCAUGUUUGGAGUAUUGGUUCUUGUGACGAUCUUAUUAAUAUUUGUCAAAAUAAAAAAUGGAACCAAUCGUAACAUAGGACAUUUAUUGUCUGAUGUUAUUUUAGAAAUUUGGGGUAUAUUAUGUCAACAGGGACUACCAGUCUUUCCUGAGAGAUUAUCGUUAAGAAUACCAUAUAUAUCAAUAUUUUUUAUGUCAUUGAUCUUAUUGUCCGCUUAUUUUGCGGCUUUCAUUAGUUUUUUAACGUCCGGUAUCCAUAUUUUACCCUUUAAUUCAUUAGAGGGUUUCACUGAAGACGGUACUUACCAAUUAGCUGUCUCUCGUGGUACGUCUGAUUAUGAUACAUUUGCAAAUUCAAAUGAUCUUAUUUCAUAA
Molecule: messenger RNA, 870 nt
Organism: Vespa velutina
Lineage: Eukaryota; Metazoa; Arthropoda; Insecta; Hymenoptera; Vespidae
Product: glutamate receptor 1-like
Exons: 6
Coding region: 1-870 (289 amino acids)
Cellular component (GO): membrane
Molecular function (GO): glutamate-gated receptor activity
Source: RefSeq, a predicted model, not a curated record